CGUUGCAUGGUUUUAAAUUAGUUUAGUUAUGUUUCAUCUGUCUGGGGGAACUUGAACGAGAUUAUUUUGCUCAAAAAUCAAAAUUAUGAUUAUUAGGCUAGGUAGUUUUAUAGGUACUUAUGUCCUGCUGGGAAUAUUUGCUUGUAAUUGUGAAGCUACGGAAGAUUUGGGAAUGACUUAUCUUGGCCAUUAUGAACACCCUACUAAAUUAAACAGCUACCGGCACUAUUAUGUCAGUGCAAAUGGGGCUUCAUGGAGUAAUGCUGAUGAGGAUUGUCAAAAUUUAUUUGGACAAGAUUCCGGCCUAGUAUCAAUAGAGUCGGAGGAUGAACAAUCAUCAAUAAACCGCAUGUUGGAGAAUUAUGGAUACGCAGGUAUGAUAUACUGGACGAAAGGUCUAUUUGAUUCCAAUCUUGAGGUGUGGCGAUGGGGAUCUAACUAUGAGCAGGUGGGGGAUUGGGCCCCAUGGGAAAACGGAAGUCCCCCAUUGGAUCCUAAUCCACUACUAAGAAUCGGGAUUUCGUAUAGGAAUCGGUUCUCUUCAGACUGGGUUUCACGCUGGAAUACUCAACUGCUCAGAUAUAUUUGCGAAGUGCAGUCUCCAACCUCACAACCAACGACGACACGUGUUACCACAAAGCUGACGACAACUGAUGAAGUAACAGAAGAAGCAACCACCCAUGAGCAAACCACGGAAGAAUCAACAACGACUGAAGAAUCAAUAACUACCCAAGAACCUACAACUACUGAGACUUCAACAACUACCGAAGAACCAACAACUACCGAAGACCCAACAACUACCGAAGAUCCAACAACUACCGAAGAAUUAACAACUACCGAAGAAUUAACAACUACCGAAGAAUUAACAACUACCGAAGAACCAACAACUACCCAAGAACCCACAACUACCGAAGCUCCAAUAACUACCGAAGAAUUAACAACUACUGAAGAUCCAACAACUACCGAAGAACCAACAACCACUGAGGAUCUAACCACUGAGGAGCCAACAACACAACUGACGCUAAAAACAACGGUGGAAACAACAAAGGACCCUACGGCAGAGACAUUGCCACCGGGAACAGGAGGAACUGGCGGGACUGGGGGAACCGGAGGAACUGGCCCAAUUCCAACAACAACGACGGAGAGCACAACUACAACAGCUGAACCUAUUACAGAUAUUGCGACAACGUGUGGGCACAUCUUCAACGGUACGACAGGACGAAUUGACUAUACUCCACAACUUGGAGAGUCAACCACGGCAGUAGAAGUUUGCACGUGGAUGGUUCGAUCUCCAUCUCACGCUACCUUUACGCUAACCACUUUCCAAAGUAAUUCUAUUUGGUGGCCAAGCAUGGAUUCAUUUUGGUACAUUAAUAGCACAUCAUCGGGUGGAAUUGGCAGAGCGCAAGUCAGUCGACCCCAAUACGAUUACAAGCAAUUUACCUUAUCCGGACACGUAGUUAUAAUAACGCUAAGUAGAAAUUUGAGGCAGGUGUCUCCCUUCAAAUUAGAAUUCGUCGUUAGGCGGACCCAUACCGUGCUAGUUUCACCAAACAGCAUACAAACCAUAGUUAAUGUGACCAGCCCAGCAAAUCAAUUUAGAUAUCCUACGUCUUCAGAAGAAUCCUACGACAAUUAUGAAUUUACUGUUUUAGUCUUCCCUCCACCACACUGGAUAUUCGAUGAAAUUAACAAAAACAACCGAUUGCGAUUAAAUACGCGGGGGUUGGAAGGAACUUGUACGGACUUUGUCACCACGGCGACAUUAUAUGGAUCACAACAGCAUUCAACGGACAGGUUGUGUGGGAAUAUCUACACUUUAGGAUGGUGUCCAAUGUACGUGGUGAUAUUGUACACCGACCAUACUGCGGUGGGAAGUGGGAUAACCAUAGAAUCCGAUUGGGAACACUGAUUGGCGGCUUAUUUUAUUCAAACGUAUGUAGGUGUAACAUAAGUGUAAAAGGUUUUCAUUAAUUUAACUGAAUUAUUUUCAAACUUGUUUGUUAUACAUAAAACAAAUUGCGUAAUAUUAAAAAUUCGGACAAUUUAUAUGAAAGUAAGCGAGACUAAAAAAUCGCACAUUAAAUAAUAUUUGUAAUUGAUAAGUAAAUGGGUAAUAAUAAUCAAAACCGGAACUUUUAGAGACAAAAAACUGAUAAUUGAUUCUGUUAAUAUUUUAAAAAAUUGUAGAGCUGAUUUUUGUGAGUUUACACUCCUCAAAAUCAAGGUUUUUGUGUCUCUCGAAUUUCUGGUUAUAAUAAUUGUUACUCAAAUGUCAAAAAUAAAAUUUCAUAAACCUU
Folsomia candida is the source of this 2300-nucleotide messenger RNA. Its product is annotated as pheromone-regulated protein PRM7. Bases 86 to 1912 code for a protein of 608 amino acids. Lineage: Eukaryota; Metazoa; Arthropoda; Collembola; Entomobryomorpha; Isotomidae. The record is from RefSeq and is a predicted model, not a curated record. The transcript has 7 exons.